AUGUCUGAUAUUUUAUCUACACCACAAACUACCCAACUUGAAGCUAUUCCUGUCGAUCUAACUCCUUUGGAUAUUCCAGAUUAUAAAAAUAUUUGUGCUUUCACGAUUGAUAAUGUAUGUACUCCUGAAGAAUGUGACGCUCUAAUCAAACUUUCUGAAACAGACGGUUAUGAAGCAGCAUUAGUAAAUAUUGGUGGGGGUCAACAACAACUAAUGACUGAUGUACGUAAAAGUUCACGUUACAUUAGGGAUGAUGUUAAACUUGCUUCAGAUUUAUGGUCACGAAUAUCAAAAUUUGUGCCGGCUACUUGGUCAAAAGAAUCAUUUCCUGUUAUUGGGUUAAAUGAAAGAUUAAGAUUCUUAAGAUAUGAUCCUGGAGAACGUUUUAAACCACAUCAAGAUGGACCUUAUCAACGUCCGGAUGGAUCAGAAACAACUUUUGUUACUGUACAAUUAUAUUUAAAUGAUGAAGGAUUAGAAGGUGGUGAAACUUCUUUUUUAAACUUUACGGGGAAUAAAGUCAAAGUUACUCCGAAAACUGGAAUG
Messenger RNA from Racocetra fulgida, 546 nucleotides. Lineage: Eukaryota; Fungi; Glomeromycota; Glomeromycetes; Diversisporales; Gigasporaceae. The record is from the annotation of a GenBank genome assembly.